AUUCAAGGCAAAGGAUAAUGUCAAGUCGGUGGUUUCUGUUGUGUUAACAAGUUAUAAUGUUUUUUAAUUUUGUUCUUUUACAUUUAAAAAUAUCUUUAAUCAAAACGUGUGGAUAAAAUAUAUUUAACAAAUACCAAUCAUCUGUACUCAACAAUUUGACGUACAAAUCAGAAGAAUACAUUAAAAAUGUAACAGUGUCUAUAACGGUACCAGUAAAUCUUGAACCCAGAUCUGGUAUUUCCUAAAGGAUGAGAUAAAUUAAACCGGUUUCUCACAUCUGCACGACAUAAAUUAAUGCUAAAUAUAAUUUGAAUAUUUAAAUAGCAUUAAAUAAAGGCGUGAUAAGAUAGAGUUUUUUGAAAAAUGGAUAAUCAAAGACCUGAGGUUACUUUUUUAUUCCAAUUUGGACUUAUCAGGGAUGCUGUUACAGUUCCGCAGGCCUCUUUGAAUCUCAAAACUAUCAAGAAUCUCGCAGUUAGCUUUCUUAACUCUAAGAUCCCAGAUCAUGGAAUUAAUAAAUUAGAAGAUCGCAUUUUAUUAUUUAGACAUGCCUAUAACUCAAAUAAUAUCUUACAAUUGAUUAAUUCUGCUUCAGAAAUCUUAGACGAAACCUUAGUAGAAAUAGUUUUAACUGGAAAAGCGGUUACUACAAGCUCUUCAGUACCAGAUAUAACUAUCGUUAAACCCCAUGCUUUGUCUGUACAUUCAUACAAAACUCCAACAUUCUGUGAUUUUUGUGGAGAGAUGCUCUUUGGUUUAGUUAGACAGGGACUCAAAUGUGAAGGUUGUGGCCAAAAUUAUCACAAGAGAUGUGUUGUUAAAGUUCCAAACAAUUGCUCUUACACUCUUUUGGAUGAUACUGAAAAACGUCGUCGAUCGACAUCGGCGAAUCUCCAGGUUCCUAGGAGUCCUUCUGGAGGUUCAAAUACUUCACUAGCAUCAGCAAGCUCCACUCAAACAGAGGAUAGUGGAUUGUUCCAGAGUAAUAAUAGGUCGCCUUCGUUAGGCGGUAGACCAGUUUGGAUAGAAAAAGAGAUGUCCGCGAGAUUAAAAAUCCCCCAUACUUUCGUUCUCCAUACUUAUACGCGACCGACUGUGUGCCAAUAUUGUAAAAAGUUACUCAAAGGUUUGUUCAAACAAGGUUUACAGUGCAAAGAUUGUAAUUACAACGCACACAAAAAGUGUCUUCAGAAAGUACCCAAAGAUUGUACUGGAGAGCUCCCUAGAGAUAUAUCAGGAGGUUUAGAAAACGCCAGUAAUUGCGCUAGUAUAGAUAAACAUUUAAAUUCCGCCUUAGAAGAAGAUACGAAUACUGCUAAAGAAUCUUCUAAUACCGAUAAUGAUAGUAAUAAAUAUAUUGAAGUUAUACCAGUUCAUGAUGACGACGACAACGAUUUAACGCCAUCCAGUUCUUCUUCUUCUCCAAGUGCCAACAUUCCUUUGCAACGAAUAGUUCAAUCUGUCAAACAUACAAAACGAAGAGGCUCUAAAGUUAUAAAAGAGGGCUGGUUAGUCCACUUUACAAACAAAGAUAAAACGAUAAGGCGACAUUUUUGGAGACUCGAUACAAAAUCCAUAGUUUUAUUCCAAAGCGAACAAAGUUCCAAGUAUUAUAAAGAAAUACCUUUAUCUGAAAUAUUAACUAUAGAUACAGCUAGGAUCAAACAAGGAGACUGUAUGCAUUGUUUUGAAAUAAGAACAACCAAUAUCGACUAUUUCGUCGGACAAGAUCCUCUUUGUAACUUACAAGAAGGUAAUAUGGUAAAUUUACCACCACCCGAUAGUGGUGUCGGGGCAUAUCUUGCCAAAAGUUGGGAAAGCUCCAUUCGUCAAGCGGUAGUACCCGUACAAGCCAACCAACAACAUGAAGAAACUGGCGCCAGUGAAGAACAAAUAACUGAUAUGAGUCAGUUAUAUCAGAUUUAUCCGGACGAAGUACUUGGUUCUGGUCAAUUUGGUAUAGUUUACGGAGGUGCACACCGAAAAACAACCAGACCCGUUGCUAUCAAAGUAAUCGACAAACUAAGAUUCCCAACCAAACAAGAGGCUCAACUAAAGAACGAAGUGGCUAUAUUACAAAAUUUGUCACAUCCAGGCGUCGUUAAUCUCGAAAGGAUGUUCGAAACUCCGGAAAGGAUUUUUGUUGUUAUGGAAAAACUGAAAGGUGAUAUGUUGGAGAUGAUUUUAUCACACGAUAAAGGAAGAUUAACGGAAAGGGUUACUAAAUUCAUUAUUACACAAAUACUUGUAGCUUUAAAGCACUUACAUAGUAAAAAUAUCGUGCACUGUGAUUUAAAACCGGAAAAUGUACUUUUGAGUUCCGAUGCCGAGUUUCCUCAAGUGAAACUUUGCGAUUUCGGAUUCGCUAGAAUCAUAGGAGAAAAAUCGUUCCGUAGAUCUGUAGUUGGCACUCCUGCUUAUCUAGCACCUGAGGUACUUCGUAAUAAAGGUUAUAAUAGAUCUUUGGAUAUGUGGAGUGUGGGGGUUAUAAUUUACGUCAGUUUGAGUGGUACGUUUCCCUUUAACGAAGACGAAGAUAUAAACGAACAAAUUCAAAAUGCUGCUUUCAUGUAUCCGCCCAAUCCUUGGAAGGAAAUAUCUUCAGAUGCUAUUAAUUUGAUAAAUAAUUUACUGCAGGUGAAACAGAGAAAGAGAUAUACUGUCGAUAAGUCACUGGUUCAUAUCUGGUUGCAGGACUACCAAACGUGGUGCGAUCUGCGAACCUUAGAGAAUCAGGUGGGCGUGAGGUAUUUAACGCACGAAUCGGAUGACCAACGUUGGGAACAAUAUAGAGCCGAAGUAUGACCCGAAAAAGGAUGGUUGCAUUCGAUUAAAAAGUGCCUUCGGAGUAUGCGCACUUAAAUAUAAAAAAAAAAGAGAAAUCUGAUCGCUCAUCAUAUGUUAUAUUAGUUCAUAUAAAAUUUGGUUUGACCUAGAGAAAAUGUUUUUGGCUUUUAAAAACUCACUUGCAGUUUUUGAAAUUUUUUCUAUUAACGCCUCUACCACAUACAAGGUUAUAAUUAGCUGGCUCAAAUUCUAAUAUGAAAUAAUCAUCAAUUUUAAUGAUUUUAGGUCUGGUCUCUUUUAUAGAAAUUAUUUUUGACUCACCUUCGAUGUUAAUCGAUAUAUUACCUGGCAUUCACAACACUGAUUCAUACCAUAACAAACAAAGAUUUCCUUUUUUAAUGUAGAUCAAAAAACAAAAUCCAAUUGACGAUGAAUGAAGGCGUAAAAUGAUAACAAAUGCAAUCAAAACAUCCGAAAUGUUAUCAAGUGGCAACACUGUGUACUCUCGUCUUUGCGUCGAUCGUAAAUAUCCUAUCCGACGAUUUGGCUCGAACCUUUUGACGAAUUAGGAUAUGAUUCUUUACGAGUCGAAGAGAGGAAAACUCCACUGCCAGAUGAAGAUCUCAUGAUGGCCCCAGUCACCUCGUCAAUGGAAUCCAACAGUUAUUCUUCCGUGAAACCGUUAUCGUUUUGUCCCGCUCGAAUCAAAACCAGCUGCAGAUUCGAUCGUUCCUCCGAUUUCGCGUAGCUAACACCUGGUAUUACUGCCGGUGGCUUUUGCAGCCAACUUGUUCGAUAGGCGUAGAACCAGAGGUUCUUAGCUCUCUAUUUGUUUGCUCAGAACCCUCGAGAGAAAGAGGAGGAUUUGUCAUGGUCCCUGUACUUACAGGGACCUUGGAAUUUCGCCAAGUUUCCCGCAGGCAUUGCUUGCGACAAAUUGUAUUUAGGUUUUAAUGAAAACUGAAUCUGCACUAGCAAUAACGAUGAUGGUGCUGUUUAGUUGUAAUAUUUAAAAAACAGUAUUUUUUCAUUUUAAUUGCAAUUAGUUAAUUUGGUGUUAUUAGAAUUUGAGUGAUAAAUAAAUUGUCGAUUUGAAAUCAGUUGGUGCUGUUAGAUGCCUUGAAUAGUGAAAGACAACCCCAAUAUUUAGCGUUUUUGUACAUUUUUUCUUCGGUCAAAUUCAAAUAAACAUAAAACUUGUACUUCCAUAUUGCUUGUAAUACUCAAAGUUUAAAAAAAUGAUAUACGCAGUUUUAGGAAAGUUACUUAAUUAUAUUAUAAAAAUUAAGCAUUC
Molecule: messenger RNA, 4081 nt
Organism: Diorhabda carinulata
Lineage: Eukaryota; Metazoa; Arthropoda; Insecta; Coleoptera; Chrysomelidae
Gene: PKD
Product: serine/threonine-protein kinase D3
Exons: 15
Coding region: 364-2805 (813 amino acids)
Biological process (GO): protein phosphorylation
Molecular function (GO): ATP binding; protein serine/threonine kinase activity
Source: RefSeq, a predicted model, not a curated record